Capsella rubella is the source of this 1112-nucleotide messenger RNA. RefSeq names its product ATP-dependent Clp protease ATP-binding subunit CLPT1, chloroplastic. The record is from RefSeq and is a predicted model, not a curated record. Bases 50 to 769 code for a protein of 239 amino acids. The transcript is spliced from 6 exons. Lineage: Eukaryota; Viridiplantae; Streptophyta; Magnoliopsida; Brassicales; Brassicaceae.
ACUGACUCACCCAAGAGGGCCAAAGCUUUGAUAACUCCUCAGAGUGAAAAUGGCGUCGUACACGCUAUCAUAUAUCCCUUUGACGCUCUCUAAUCCUCGGAUCCUUGUUUCCAGACAGAAUGGAUCUUCCUUGUCUUCGUCUUCUCCGCUUCUUCUUACUUCUUCUCUGUUAGGUAAGAAGCUUUUGGUGACACCACCGUCGCGCCGGUGCUUCGUCUCCAAGAACAGGUGCUUGACCUCGGCCAGCACGGUCUUAAACGUCCCAACUGCGCAACCGGAGAAUGGUUCUUCGGAUAAGAUCCCAAAAUGGUCGGCGAGAGCUAUAAAGUCACUUGCAAUGGGGGAAUUGGAGGCUAGGAAGCUCAAGUAUCCAAGCACCGGGACUGAAGCCAUUCUCAUGGGUAUUUUAGUCGAAGGCACUAGCACAGUUGCUAAGUUCCUGAGGGGGAAUGGAGUCACGCUUUUUAAGGUGCGAGAUGAGACAAUAAGCCUGCUCGGGAAAUCAGACAUGUACUUUUUCAGCCCAGAGCAUCCUCCUCUAACUGAACCAGCUCAAAAGGCAAUUGCCUGGGCCAUUGAUGAGAAGAAUAAAUCUGCUGUGGAUGGUGAACUAACCACGGCAUACUUGCUUCUGGGGAUUUGGUCUCAAAAGGAUUCAGCAGGCCACCAGAUUUUGGAGAAGCUCGGGUUCGAUGAAGAUAAAGCCAAAGAAGUGGAGAAAUCGAUGAAUGAAGAUGUGGAUUUGAGCUUCAAGAAACAAGGUCAAUAGUGAUGAGGCAGCUUCUGUAACUGUAUAUUGAGUAGCAAAAGCAACUCUUUCUCUCUGAUUAAAGACUCGGCAAAAGACCACUUUCUUGAAGGAAUCACUUUAUCAAGGAAGACAUAUGCUGGCUUUCAUUAGCAUUCUUCACUUUCGAUACUUGUUUGUGGUUAGUCUCAUUUAGCUUUUCUGCAUUAUCACAAUAUACAGACUCUGGAAUAUGAUGAUCAGUGCUUUGAUUCUCUAAUGGGUUUAUGUUUACCAAAAGGGAUCAACAUACAUAAUUCCUCAUCAGCCGAGUGAUUUAUUUGUGAAUUGUGAUUUACUACUUUUAAUUUCCUCGUUUACUUAA